AUGCUCAGAAUCGAGCUUUCGGGUCCAGAAUAUCAACACCUCAGCGUUGUUGAUGCUCCUGCGCUUUUGCACAAUCCAACCAAGUAUCAGACUGCCAAAGAUGGAGUCAUCAUCAGGAAUCUCAUAGCGGAAUAUAUCAUGGACAAGCGCACUAUUAUUCUUGCGGUUAUGGAUGCGCGAAAUAAUCUGGUGAACCAGAAAGUGUUCUCCAUGGCGCGAGCAGCUCAUCCUCAGGGCAAGCGUACCGUGGGGAUUAUCACCAAAUGUGACACAGUAGCAGAAGGGGACGAAGAGGUUGAGCUGGUUUUGUGUAUUGAUAAGCUCACUAUCGAGUUCGGGGAUGGACUGGGAUAUAGGAGCAUCAAGAUAGCAAAAGGAUACUGGAUGCCAGCAAGAUAA
Aspergillus ochraceoroseus IBT 24754 is the source of this 399-nucleotide messenger RNA. RefSeq lists its product as uncharacterized. The transcript has 5 exons. The record is from RefSeq and is a predicted model, not a curated record. The coding region runs from base 1 to 399 and encodes 132 amino acids. Gene Ontology annotation, cellular component: microtubule; cytoplasm; membrane. Gene Ontology annotation, molecular function: microtubule binding; GTPase activity. Lineage: Eukaryota; Fungi; Ascomycota; Eurotiomycetes; Eurotiales; Aspergillaceae.